Brassica napus (rape) is the source of this 1063-nucleotide messenger RNA. Its product is annotated as mediator of RNA polymerase II transcription subunit 31. NCBI's taxonomy places the organism in Eukaryota, Viridiplantae, Streptophyta, Magnoliopsida, Brassicales, Brassicaceae. Gene Ontology annotation, cellular component: core mediator complex; mediator complex. Gene Ontology annotation, molecular function: transcription coregulator activity. The coding region runs from base 96 to 674 and encodes 192 amino acids. The transcript has 5 exons. Gene Ontology annotation, biological process: regulation of transcription by RNA polymerase II. The record is from RefSeq and is a predicted model, not a curated record.
UAUUCAAUUCCUGAACCAUAAUCCUCCGGCUCCGUCUGCUAUCUCUCGGUGACUUGAGUCGUCUCGUAACCGUCGCACCCUCGCUUACUCGUCGCAUGUCUUCACCAAAGGAGAUGGAUGAUACAUCAGAACCCCCAUCCCCGCCAAAGAACACUUACAAGGAUCCCGACGGUGGAAGGCAAAGAUUCUUACUUGAACUCGAGUUCGUUCAGUGUCUCGCUAAUCCUACUUACAUCCACUACUUGGCACAGAAUCGCUAUUUUGAAGACGAAGCGUUUAUUGGAUACUUGAAGUAUCUUCAGUACUGGCAGCGACCAGAGUACAUCAAGUUCAUCAUGUAUCCACACUGCCUUUAUUUCCUCGAACUUCUUCAAAACCCCAACUUCAGAACUGCUAUGGCCCAUCCUGCAAACAAGGAGUUGGCACAUAGGCAACAGUUUUACUAUUGGAAGAACUACAGGAACAACAGGCUGAAGCACAUUCUACCACGGCCUCUUCCUGAGCCUGUAGCUCCACCACCACCAGCUUCUCUGCCACCUGCCCCGCCUGCACCUGCUGCUCCUUCUCCGAUGCAGUACGAUAAUAUGCUUCCUAAGAAUGAACCGAGGAAUAUGGUUUCUGCUGGGAUUGAUCGUAGGAAGAGAAAGUAUGUGCUCCUUUCUUCUUCUUCCUGACUUUUUUUUUUGUUUUCUUUUAAAGAUGACUUCAAAUUUGGAAAAAAAGAAGAAGAAGGAAGUAACAUUCUAAUAUGUGAGGCAUAUAAUAUCAGGAAGGGUCCAUGAGCGAAGCCUACUUGACUCAAGUUACAAGGCUGUAGUGGGAAGUUGUAGUACAUGGUGUCUGUCUUUGUCUAUGGUAUACAAUCCUUAAUCAGUAUUAGUCUGUCUUUAGUUUCUCUGUUCGAUCUAGGCUGUUGGAUUUAUAGUAAAUCGUAGUUUUGAGAUUGAUUCGGUAUAUGCUACAUUCGUUAGUUAUUGCAAUGAAUGUUCUAAUUCAUGCACAUAAUUGUAUUUUGCAAAGAGUUGGCAAUUUUAGAGUCACUUAUAACAGUGAAGUUGAUGCA